GUCGGGAUCACGUGACGGUCGCUUGGGUUGUUCUCCUCCGGAGAGGUGAGCGGCGCUUUCAGAACUUCCUGUCAGGCUGAGCGGCCCUGGAGGCGGAUCUGACCCGCACAGGUUCCUCAUCAUGGCUUCAUCCUCCGUAACAAGGUACAAUUCAAACUCCUUGGAAAAUGCUUCCAUAAAAAGGACUCCAAACGAAGAGCAGAACAAUGAAGUCCCACUCUUGCCUGGAGAAACCCACAUGACAGAUAAGGAAGUAAUUUACAUGUGUCCAUUUAAUGCUCCAGUUAAAGGAAGGCUAUAUGUCACAAACUAUAAACUGUACUUCAAAGGUGAGGAGACGGAGCAGAUAAUUGUGUUUGAAGUUCCUCUUGGUGUUAUUGCAAGGAUUGAGAAGAUGGGCGGUGCAUCAAGUAGAGGAGAAAAUUCAUAUGGUCUUGAUAUAACCUGCAAAGACAUGAGAAACUUGCGCUUUGCUCUAAAACAGGAAACACACAGCAGAAAACAGAUAUUUGAAGAUCUGACAAGACAUGCCUUUCCUCUUUCACAUGGUUUGCAAUUCUUUGCAUUUGUAAGUGAAGAAAGAUUUUCCAAUAAUGGCUGGAAUAUUUAUGAUCCUGUUAAAGAGUUUCAGCGGCAGGGUUUACCGAACAGUAAUUGGAGGUUAAGCUUUAUUAAUAAAACUUAUGAAUUCUGUGAUACCUACCCUUCUCUGUUAAUGGUGCCGUUUAAUGCCUCGGAUGAUGAUCUCAGGAAAGUGGCUGCCUUCAGGUCCAGGAACAGGAUACCGGUUUUGUCAUGGAUACAUCCAGAAAAUCAGCACGUCAUCACAAGGUGCAGUCAGCCAUUAGUGGGUAUGAGCGGCAAGCGGAAUAAAGACGAUGAGCGCUACCUAGAGAUCAUCAAGGAUGCCAAUAACCAAACCUCAAAACUGACCAUUUAUGAUGCCAGGCCAAAUGUAAAUGCUGUGGCCAACAAGGCAACAGGAGGAGGCUAUGAGAGCGAGGAUGCAUAUCCCUUUGCAGAACUUGUCUUUCUAGAUAUCCAUAACAUUCAUGUAAUGAGAGAAUCUCUGAAAAAACUGAAAGAUAUUGUAUUUCCAAACGUCGAGGAAUCUCACUGGCUAUCCAGCUUGGAAUCUACGCACUGGUUAGAACACAUUAAGCUGGUCUUAACAGGAGCCAUACAAGUAGCAGAUAAAGUGGCCUCUGGAAAAAGUUCUGUGGUUGUGCAUUGCAGUGAUGGCUGGGAUCGAACCGCCCAGCUGACGUCUCUGGCCAUGCUGAUGCUGGACAGCUACUAUAGGACGGUAGAAGGCUUUGAAGUGUUGGUACAAAAGGAGUGGAUUAGUUUUGGGCAUAAGUUUUCAUCGAGAAUCGGACAUGGUGACAAGAAUCACACUGAUGCCGACAGAUCUCCAAUUUUCGUUCAGUUCAUUGACUGUGUGUGGCAAAUGUCUAAACAGUUUCCAACAGCGUUUGAGUUAAAUGAGCACUUUCUGAUCACUAUUCUGGAUCAUCUCUACAGCUGCCGAUUUGGCUCUUUUUUGUAUAACUGUGAGUCCGUGAGGGAAAAAGAGAAACUGAGAGAAAAAACACAGUCCCUGUGGUCCUGGAUAAACAGUGACAAGUCAAAGUACAUAAAUCCCUUUUACACCAAGGAGUUGAAUCGAGUCUUAUACCCAGUUGCAAGCAUGCGUCAUCUGGAGCUCUGGGUCAACUAUUAUAUUAGGUGGAAUACAAGAAUCAGACAGCAGCAACCAAACCCAGUGGAACAGCGUUACGUUGAGCUCCUGGCUUUACGAGAUGAUUAUAUAAAGAAACUUGAAGAACUUCAAAUCUCAAAUUCCCCAAAAAUGAACAACUCCUCCACCUCCCCUCCCUCACCUUCCCGAAUCAUGCAAACCCCGUUUUGAACAGAAGAGAAAAUUCUUUGUAUGAAGUAUAAAUACGGACUCUGCUCAUAUUGGAGGCCAUUUUGAAUGAUGCCUUAAUUUGGAUGAAGUUUGAGUCUUCAUGGUUGAAUAGAAAUGUGCCUUUUCAAGACUUCGAAAUAUUAUCUUUUUAUAUGUUGCACUGAUCUGUAGGUCCUGUUAAAUAUUCUAUGUAGGAAAAGCUCCCUUGCUGGCUUUUAACCAUAUCACAUUGGACUUGUGAAUAUAUAUUAACCAGAGUAAAUGGUGCGAUUUCUGUUGCUAUUUUGAAGGAUUUUUCUUUCUGUAAACGGCAUCCUUCAUGCUUCUGUUUGAGACAGUCCACAUGUAUUGUACAAUGUGCUCCGGGAUCAUAUAUUCUCUGUGCUGGUCACACAGGGCAACUUGUAUUUUGUACAGCUACAUGGUAUAUUUCUCAGCAUUUACUACUGUUCAUCAGAAAAAAACAUCUUUCCAUAGGCUGAGUAGAUGAGUAAUCUAUAGGUAUGCACCCCGUGUAUGUUAAAUCUAUUGGGUUGUGCCCUGAUUCCCAUUGUUCAGGCAUUUGGACAGAUACAUUGCAGUAGAUAUUGUCUCCCACCAUAGCUGUAAUGAUCAGUGUGUGUUUGUGGUUUAAAGGGUUACUCCGCACGUAGACAUCUUAUCCCCUAUCCAAAGGAUAAGGAAUAAGAUGUCUGAUCACGGAGGUCCCACCGCUGGGGACCCCCACGAUCUCUGUGCAGCACCCGGCCUUCGUUUAGAACGCUUGGAGCGGGCCGCGUGGGUCGUGACCUCACUGCCACGCCCCCUCAAUGCAAUCUAUGGGAGGGGGCGUGGCAUGCUCUCUCCCAUAGACUUGCAUUGAGAGGGCGUGGCCGUGACAUCAUGACCCACGCUGCCUGCUCCAAGCGUUCGGAACAAAAUGUUCCAAAUGCUGGGGCAGCGGAGUACCCCUUUAAGCCCUCUCUGUAGAUGCUUGCUUGCUUGCUUGUUAACACUUAGGAUUUGACACAGACUUUGUGAUGUAUUCAAGGGGUAGAGAAAGUUAAACAGAUUUGUAAAUUACUUC
Messenger RNA from Hyla sarda, 2978 nucleotides. RefSeq names its product myotubularin 1 (gene MTM1). Gene Ontology annotation, biological process: muscle cell cellular homeostasis; dephosphorylation; mitochondrion distribution. Gene Ontology annotation, molecular function: phosphatidylinositol-3,5-bisphosphate 3-phosphatase activity. Gene Ontology annotation, cellular component: plasma membrane. The coding region runs from base 122 to 1912 and encodes 596 amino acids. The transcript has 15 exons. The record is from RefSeq and is a predicted model, not a curated record. Lineage: Eukaryota; Metazoa; Chordata; Amphibia; Anura; Hylidae.